Molecule: messenger RNA, 874 nt
Organism: Budorcas taxicolor (takin)
Lineage: Eukaryota; Metazoa; Chordata; Mammalia; Artiodactyla; Bovidae
Gene: FAM216A
Product: family with sequence similarity 216 member A
Exons: 7
Coding region: 1-762 (253 amino acids)
Source: RefSeq, a predicted model, not a curated record
AUGCCCAACCAAGGUCCAGUGUCCGGCUGGACGGAGUGCAGUUCUUCCGCAGAGCCGCCCGCGGUGGCCAGGGCCGAGGGUGGCGGCGGCGGAUCAGCUGGACAUUCUUAUUACCAGAAUUCCAAAGGUACUGACAGAAUCAAAGAUGGACACAAAGUGAACUCACCUAGAGCCAAGCUGCAAGAGUUAUGGAAAAUGCCUCUAACAAUUCACACCUCUAAGUCAAAGCCAGAGCCUUUCUUUCUAAAGCAUCCAGACCUCACCUCAGUCGAGAAGCGCUACCUGUGUAGCAUUGCUAAGAUCUAUAACGCAAGCUAUCUGAAGACUUUAAUGAAGAGGCACUACAUGCAUGUGAUCCAGCGCAGCUCCCAAAAGCCAGGUGUCCUCACUCAUCACAGGGGCCACCUCAGUUCUCGUUCCUCACAGAAGCAGCAUUACCCCUGCACUACAUGGCGACACCAGCUGGAGAGAGAGGACUUGGGACCUUCUAACAUUGCAGCUGCAUCUGCACCUGAGAUGAUACAACAUUCGCUUUGGCGACCAGUGAGAAGCAAAGAAGGUUUAAAAACUGGAUAUGCAUCUAAAACAAGAUGUAAAUCAUUGAAGAUUUUUAGAAAACCAGGCAGACUGUUCAUAAAAUCAGUUUCUACAAAUGAUUCUGAAUCAUACAUGAAUGAAGAAAAAAAGGAAGAAGAUUUACUAAAUAAGUGUAUGCAAUCAAUGUCAAUUGAAGAACAGGGAGAACAUCUGAUGUUAACUUGACAACCUGAGUAUUGAUGAUUUGCCAAAGGUGGGGGAAGCGAUUGUGAAUUGUGUCCUCGCUCUACAUUUAGGGCAGUAUUGUUAUUCAAGUAAUUUUAGCUUGUUCAGAAAC